AUGGUUUACUGUUGGGGGAAAGCAGAGGAGGAGGAAAAGGAGGAGGAGGAGCGGCAGAAGGUGAUGAUGCCGUGGUGGGACAAGAAGGUGGUGCUCCCGGUGAAGCGCGCCUGGGUCGCCAUCGCCGCCCGGGUCAAAGCCUGCAAGCACGGCCGUGGUGGCAUCGGAGUGUCCGCCAAGGUUCAGGCCGUGGGCAGAGCAGGCGAUGGGAUUCUGAAGCUUCACGACGACGUUCAAACGUGCGAGUACGAAGAUGUGCAGGUGAUGUGGGAAAUGGUGAGGAGAUCAAAGACGGAGGAGUCCAACCCAUCCGAGCAGCGGAAGCGACGGCUUGGAGGCCAUCAGCCCGCGCCUCCCGACGAACGUCCUCCUGUGACUCGACGGAGUUGCUUCAACAUCACCGCCGCCAAUGAAGUGGUGGAAGAGGAGUGUAAGUGUACAUAUGGGGUUUCAAGAACUUCUUCUCCGAUGGAAGAUGGUGGAAGAAAGUGUCGAUCGAAAGGACUCCUCUGUCUAUGCAUGUGAAAUAUUAGAUCAUGAA
Molecule: messenger RNA, 541 nt
Organism: Musa acuminata subsp. malaccensis (wild Malaysian banana)
Lineage: Eukaryota; Viridiplantae; Streptophyta; Magnoliopsida; Zingiberales; Musaceae
Source: RefSeq, a predicted model, not a curated record